Molecule: messenger RNA, 886 nt
Organism: Theileria parva strain Muguga
Lineage: Eukaryota; Apicomplexa; Aconoidasida; Piroplasmida; Theileriidae
Product: Acyltransferase family protein
Exons: 6
Coding region: 27-854 (275 amino acids)
Biological process (GO): phosphatidic acid biosynthetic process
Cellular component (GO): endoplasmic reticulum
Molecular function (GO): 1-acylglycerol-3-phosphate O-acyltransferase activity
Source: RefSeq, a predicted model, not a curated record
UUUUGAUUCAAAUAAUUUGUUUAAUAAUGUAUAAAUUAAAGUGUUAUUUAUUUACCUUGGAGAGCUUCUUUCUCCUCGGUAUACUCGCUGUUAUGAUUUUAUUAGCCUUUCUAAUACAGAUUUCCGUGUUUAUUUUCACUUUUCCACUAUGUUUCAAGGAUAAAUAUUACUUUUAUAAGUUAGGCAAUAAAAUUUCGUUUAAAUUCGUAAACUUCACCGCCUUUUGUAUUAAUCCACAUUGGAAAUGUGAAGCCUUGACAGAUUUGCCUUCUAGAGAUCCCAAAAAUAGGGUGAUUUUAAUGGUCAACCAUGUUAGCCUUGCAGAUGCUUUUGUAACAACCUAUCUCGGAAAGAGAUUUUACUCUACAUUUUUGUAUAAGGAUGCACUCCACAAACUUUAUCCGAAGCCUAUGCUUCAUAUGAUCGGACAGGUCCCCAUCUACUUCCACUACGACAAGGAGACAAAGACUAAAUCUAUCAAGAAGGACUGUGUAAUAGGAGUUAUGGAGAGGUGUAAAGUUUUAAUGGAAAACGGCUUUGACUUAAUUGUAUAUCCUGAAGGAACGAGAUCGAAGACUGGUAGACUUCAGGAGUUUAAGGACGGGUUUUUCAGAUUCUCUAUUGAUAAUGGCUACGAUAUCAUUCCAUGCGCUGUUCAUAACACUAAAAAUGCGCUUGAUAAGCCUUGUUAUGCUAAAAACUGUACAAUGUAUUUAAUGGCAGGAUCCCGAGUGUCUCCAAAAGGUAAGACUGUGGAAGAGUUAAAGCGGGAGGUACGAAAGAAGAUUUAUAAUCUUAUUAAAAUGUCGCCAACGUUCGAUCCCUCCACCGAAACCGUAGAAGAACUAGAAUAAUAUUGUGUAACAUAUAAUAUGAUAUCUUGAAU